UGACAAGCAAGAAGUACGGAAAUCAGAAAUGGCUGCGAUGGGUAGUGGACGAGGGACGAUGGAUUCCCAAAAUCAAGUGCAAAGUGAUUCAAUAGAUCGUUUAAAAUUGCUUUAUCCCAAUGUGAAUGAAGAUGAAACUCCUCUGCCAAGAUCAUGGAGCACAAAAGACAAAUUCAGCUACAUCGGACUAUCGCAAAAUAAUCUUAGAGUGCACUACAAAGGUGGGACGCAGGGUCCAGGAAGAAGACCCCACCUGCCCUAUCUCCACUUACGCCUCUGGAUGCAUCGACAUGGGAAGACUCACAAGGAUGCGGCGAGCGUCCGCGCGACCCACCCCAUACCGGCUGCGUGCGGCCUCUACUACUUUGAGGUCCGCAUCGUGUCCAAGGGUCGCGACGGCUACAUGGGCAUCGGACUGUCGGCUCACGGCGUCAACAUGAACAGACUGCCUGGCUGGGAUAAGCACUCGUACGGUUACCACGGCGACGACGGGCACUCGUUCUGCUCGUCGGGCACGGGGCAGCCGUACGGGCCGACGUUCACCACCGGUGACGUCAUCGGCUGCGGCGUCAACCUCGUCGACAACACGUGCUUCUACACUAAGAACGGUCACCACUUGGGCAUCGCUUUCAGGGGAUUACCGCCGAACCUGUACCCCACGGUGGGGCUGCAGACGCCCGGCGAGGUGGUGGACGCGAACUUCGGGCAGCAGCCGUUCGUGUUCGACAUCGAGGACAUGCUGCGGGAGCUGCGCGCGCGCACCCGCCUCGCCAUCGACGAGUUCCCGCUGCCCGACGAGCAGGGCCAGUGGCAGCAGGUGUUGCACAGGAUGGUGUCCACGUACCUGGUGCACCACGGCUACUGCAGCACGGCGCAGGCCUUCUCGCGCGCCACGGGCGAGCGCGUGCACGAAGACAUCGCCUCCAUCAAGAACAGGCAACGGAUAUCGAAGCUGGUGCUGGGCGGGCGCGUGGGCGAGGCGGUGGAGGCGGCGCGGCGCCUGUACCCCGGCCUGCUGGAGCGCGACCCCGACCUGCUGUUCCUGCUCAAGUGCCGCCAGUUCGUCGAGAUGGUCAACGGCUCCGACUCCGAGAUGUGCGACAGCGACGCGGAGGGCGCGUGCGGCGCCAACGGCGUCGCCACCUCCGUCAUCUCGCACACGUCGCGCGCGCACUCGCCGGCGCCCACCUCGCCGCCCGCGCCCCACGCGCCCCCCGCGCCCCCGCCCGCGCCCCACACGCCGCCGCCGCACGCCACGCACAACGGCCUGCACCACACUAACGGUGUGUCGGAAAUGGCGGACGGCGAGCCGCGCGCGAACUGCGACGUGGACAUGCCGCCGGCACACGCUUCGCCGAACGGCAUCGCCGGUUCGGAGCCGGUGAAGGGCAUGCCGGGCGUCACGGCGUGCGUCGCGGCGCUGCUGUCGCCGCGUAGAUCCGAGGGGGAAGGGUGUCGCGCGUCCGUGGAGCGGAUGCUGGCGUUCGGGCGGGAGCUGUACGCGAUGAGCCAGAAGCUGACGCAGGACCACUAUCACAAGUCCAUGCUGGAGGAUGCUUUCAGCCUGCUGGCGUACAGCAACCCGUGGGACAGCCCGCUCGGCUGGCAGCUGGAGCCCGUGCGCCGCGAGGCCGUCUGCGAGGCGCUCAACUCCGCCAUACUCGAGUUCCAGGGCAUGGGCUGGGUGUCGCCCGUGGAGGCGUGCGUGUCGCACUCGCGCGAGCUGCUGCGCCGCAUGGCGCGCGCCUCGCUCGGCGCCUGCGCCUUCGCCGACCUGCCCGCGCUGCUGCGCCGCUGACCCGCCGCGCCGCCCUCGCCGCCCGCGCCCCGCGCCCCGCCCGCGCGCCGC
Messenger RNA from Zerene cesonia (dogface butterfly), 1849 nucleotides. It is a transcript of the gene RanBPM, whose product is annotated as ran-binding protein 10. Lineage: Eukaryota; Metazoa; Arthropoda; Insecta; Lepidoptera; Pieridae. Bases 29 to 1798 code for a protein of 589 amino acids. Gene Ontology annotation, cellular component: cytoplasm. The transcript has 13 exons. Gene Ontology annotation, molecular function: protein binding. Gene Ontology annotation, biological process: cytoskeleton organization; cell surface receptor signaling pathway. The record is from RefSeq and is a predicted model, not a curated record.